Messenger RNA from Aedes aegypti (yellow fever mosquito), 462 nucleotides. RefSeq lists its product as uncharacterized. The transcript has a single exon. Gene Ontology annotation, molecular function: nucleic acid binding; zinc ion binding. Bases 1 to 462 code for a protein of 153 amino acids. NCBI's taxonomy places the organism in Eukaryota, Metazoa, Arthropoda, Insecta, Diptera, Culicidae. The record is from RefSeq and is a predicted model, not a curated record.
AUGAACGAAGAGUAUUACCGCCUCCGACAUGGAACAGUAGAUCAAGCUACCGUCGCUUCGGUUAGUGUUGGGCAAAGAAGUAAUCGGCAAGACUUCACUCGACGUUCAUCGAACCAUGGCCGGUUUGGGAAUCAGCAGAAAAGCCGGUGGGAUCAACUAGGCUCCAAGCGACCUGCAACAACUGUAUGGAAUAGCUCUGGAGGAGAACGCUGCUUCAGGUGCAACAGCAUGUUUCACAGGCCGAGCGAUUGCAUGGCAAUCGAUAAAACAUGCUUGAAGUGUGGACGGAAAGGUCAUUUCAAGCGAGCCUGCAAGACGUUGAUCCGACCGGGUAGCAAGCGUUUGAGCGAUGCAGAGAACUCGGAAAUCGAUGCAAAGAGAAUUGCAGUCGUAGACAUGGACGAAAACGCGAAGCAGGAAGAGCGACCAACCGAUGCCGAAGUAGGUGACAAGAAGUUUUAA